AUGCACUACAUCUGUAAUAUUGAACUUGGCUCUCAUUUCAACGCAGGCAGUAGAUUCAAUGUUUCAUCCCGCGUAAUCUUCGAGCAAGCGAUAUCUCACCCGCCCGCUCUUGUCUCCUCUGCUCUGGUGUCGGGUCGGCGCCGCUCGUGCUCGGUCAGGCUGGAGCGCCUGCUGGUGGACGCGGAGCGGCGCACCUGCCGGGUAGGGCGCCGCACAUACAAUCUGCACGCCACCGAGCCCGCACCCACACCCCAUGUCACCGCCACCAUCUAUCAAUGUCACCAUUGCGGCAAACGGUUCAGGAACAAGUCGGUUUUGGAGAAACACAUAAUCACUCACUUGUCGUUGGGAAAAACACGUAAUUCAACCCGAGAGAACAUUGCUUUGGAUCAUCAAAGAAUGUCACUAAGGAAUAGAAAACCUAAUAAUAAAGCUUUUGAUUGUGAUUACAAGUCCAAUCAAAAAUUAUACUCAGGGAAUCACAAGAAGACACACACUGGUGAAAAGCCAUUUAAAUGUAACUACUGUGACUACAAGUGCAAUAGAAAAGAUGUGUUAGGGAAUCAUGUGAUGACUCACACUGGUGAAAAGCCAUUCAAAUGUAGCUACUGCGAUUACCGGUGCGUUUUAAAAGGUAAUUUACAGCCGCACCUAUUAACUCAUACUGAUGAAAAACCUUUUAAUUGUAACUAUUGUGACUACAAGUGCAUUAGGAAAAAUAUGUUACAGAAUCAUAUGAUGACUCACACUGAUGAAAAGCCAUUUAAAUGUAAUUACUGUGACUACAAGUGCAUUUCGAAAUACAUGUUACAGAAUCAUAUCAUGACUCACACUGGCGAAAAGCCAUUUAAAUGUAGCUACUGCGAUUACCGGUGCAAUUUGAAAGGUAAUUUGCAGAGGCACCUAUUAACUCAUACUGAUGAAAAACCUUUUAAUUGUAACUAUUGUGACUACAAGUGCAUUAGGAAAAAUAUGUUACAGAAUCAUAUGAUGACUCACACUGAUGAAAAGCCAUUUAAAUGUAAUUACUGUGACUACAAGUGCAUUUCGAAAUAUAUGUUACAGAAUCAUAUCAUGACUCACACUGGCGAAAAGCCAUUUAAAUGUAGCUACUGCGAUUACCGGUGCAAUUUAAAAGGUAAUUUGCAGAGGCACCUAUUAACUCAUACUGAUGAAAAACCCUUUAAUUGUAUGCACUGUGACUACAAGUGCAUUAGGAAAAAUAUGUUACAGAAUCAUAUGAUGUCUCACACUGGUGAAAACCCAUUUUGUAGGUACUGUGACCACAGGAGCCGUCUUAGAGAAACCCUACGAGCUCAUGAGAUGAUACAUACUGGUGAAAAACCCUAUAAAUGUAAAUACUGUGACUUCAAGUCCAAGAAGAAAGGUAAUUUACGAGACCACGAGAUAAGACACACCGGGGAAAAGCUUGUUAAAUGUAGUAACUGUGACUACAAGUGCACAAACAAAUCAGAACUACGACGUCAUCAUGCAGCAAAACACACCGAUAAAAAGCCUUUCCAGUGUAGUUAUUGCGAAUACAAAUGCAAACUGAAAAAGCAGUUACGAACUCACGAGAUGACACACACAAAUGAAACGUAUUUACAGUGCAAUUAUUGCGCAUACAAGUGCAAGCUAAAACAACACUUAAUUAUUCACCUAACGCCCGCUCUUGUCUCCUCUGCUGUGGUGUCGGGUCGGCGCCGCUCGUGCUCGGUCAGGCUGGAGCGCCUGCUGGUGGACGCGGAGCGGCGCACCUGCCGGGUCGGCCGCCGCACAUACAAGCUGCACGCCACCGAGCCCGCACCCACACCCCAUGUCACCGCCACCAUCUGUCAAUGUCACCAUUGCGGCAAACGGUUCAGGAACAAGUCGGUUUUGGAGAAACACAUAAUCACUCACUUGUCGUUGGGAAAAACACGUAAUUCAACCCGAGAGAACAUUGCUUUGGAUCAUCAAAGAAUGUCACUAAGGAAUAGAAAACCUAAUAAUAAAGCUUUUGAUUGUGAUUACAAGUCCAAUCAAAAAUUAUACUCAGGGAAUCACAAGAAGACACACACUGGUGAAAAGCCAUUUAAAUGUAACUACUGUGACUACAAGUGCAAUAGAAAAGAUGUGUUAGGGAAUCAUGUGAUGACUCACACUGGUGAAAAGCCAUUUAAAUGUAGCUACUGCGAUUACCGGUGCAUUUUAAAACGUAAUUUGCAGAUGCACCUAUUAACUCAUACUGAUGAAAAACCUUUUAAUUGUAAGCACUGUGACUACAAGUGCAUGAGGAAAAAUAUGUUACAAAAUCAUAUCAUGACUCACACUGGCGAAAAGCCAUUUAAAUGUAGCUUCUGCGAUUACCGGUGCACUUCAAAACGUAAUUUGCAGAGGCACCUAUUAACUCAUACUGGUGAGAAGCCAUUUCAAUGUAACUACUGUGACUACAAGUGCAUUACGAAAUAUUUGUUACGGAAUCAUAUGAUUACUCACACUGGUGAAAAGCCAUUUAAACGUAAGUACUGUGAUUACAAGUGCAUUUUGAACAAUAAUUUACAGAGUCAUCUGAUGACUCACACUGGCGAAAAGCCAUUUAAAUGUAGUUUCUGCGAUUACCGGGGCAAUUUAAAAGGUAAUUUGCAGAAGCACCUAUUAACCCAUACUGAUAAAAAACCUUUUAAUUGUAAUUACUGUGACUACAAGUGCAUGAGGAAAAAUAUGUUACAAAAUCAUAUCAUGACUCACACUGGCGAAAAGCCAUUUAAAUGUAGCUUCUGCGAUUACCGGUGCACUUCAAAACGUAAUUUGCAGAGGCACCUAUUAACUCAUACUGGUGAGAAGCCAUUUCAAUGUAACUACUGUGACUACAAGUGCAUUUCGAAAUAUACGUUACAGAAUCAUAUGAUGACUCACACUGGUGAAAAGCCAUUUAAAUGUAACUACUGUGACUACAAGUGUAUGAGGAAAAAUAUGUUACAGAAUCAUAUCAUGACUCACACUGGCGAAAAGCCAUUUAAAUGUAGCUACUGCGAUUACCGGUGCAAUUUAAAAGGUAAUUUGCAGAGGCACCUAUUAACUCAUACUGAUGAAAAACCUUUUAAUUGUAAGCAUUGUGACUACAAGUGCAUUACGAAAUAUAUGUUACAGAAUCAUAUCAUGACUCACACUGGCGAAAAGCCAUUUAAAUGUAGCUACUGCGAUUACCGGUGCAUUUUAAAAAGUAAUUUGCAGAUGCACCUAUUAACUCAUACUGAUGAAAAACCUUUCAAUUGUAAGGACUGUGACUACAAGUGCAAUUCGAAAUAUAUGUUACAGUAUCAUAUGAUUACUCACACUAGUGAAAAGCCAUAUAAAUGUAACUACUGUGACUACAAGUGCAUUACGAAAAGUAUGUUACAGAGGCAUAUGGUGAAACACACUGGUGAAAAGCCAUUUAAAUGUAACUACUGUGACUACAAGUGCAUUACGAAAAAUAAGUUACAGAAUCAUAUGAUGACUCACACUGGUGAAAAGCCAUUUAAAUGUAACUACUGUGACUACAAGUGCAUUACGAAAAAUAAGUUACAGAAUCAUAUGAUGACUCACACUGGCGAAAAGCCAUUUAAAUGUAGCUACUGCGAUUACCGGUGCAUUUUAAAAAGUAAUUUGCAGAGGCACCUAUUAACUCAUACUGAUGAAAAGCGGCGCCCGCUCGGUGCCAGCUAA
Molecule: messenger RNA, 3690 nt
Organism: Cydia fagiglandana
Lineage: Eukaryota; Metazoa; Arthropoda; Insecta; Lepidoptera; Tortricidae
Product: zinc finger protein 729-like
Exons: 4
Coding region: 1-3690 (1229 amino acids)
Source: RefSeq, a predicted model, not a curated record